CUCUCGUCACAAAUAGAAAGUGAAAGUAAGUUAGAGUUCAUCUGUCACCAUUUUAUGCUGUUAAAAUACGAAUACGAGCGUCAAAGUGUUUAAUAGAAACGUUUAUCAAAGUUUAUGCAGGAAUUUCCGUGUAUCUUUAUGAUGUUAAAGCUGGAGGAUUUGAGAACCUGUAACUUGUGAAAGUUUGAUCAAGACUCAAGAUAUGUUAUUAUGAUGGUUUUUUAAUCAGAUUCACACGCAGCUUCAUCAUGGGUGAUUCACAAGGAUCCAGACAUGGAGAUUUUUCUCCAGGAUGCAGUUCAGUCCAGCAGAAGAGCUCAAACCCAGAGUCCAGCUGUGUGUCUGUGAAGAGUAACUGCUCUAUAACUGAGCCAAUAACAUUUAAGAGUGGAAACACACGGCCUGAUCUCAGUUCAGUCCAGCAGAAGAGCUCAAACCCAGAGUCCAGCUGUGUGUCUGUGAAGAGUAACUGGUCUAUGGAGGACCCAAUACAUUUUAAGAGCGGAAACACACAGCCUGAUCCCAGGUCGAAUCUUUUAUCCAGUCCAGUUAAAAACAAAACUGUGAACACGCCUGUGAUUCGACCACAAGACUCUAAUGAAAGCAUGAAUCCUGGUUUCAGCCAUGACUCUAAACCUGAGGUCUUAAACACACUGAGAUCAAAUCUGAGAAAGAAGUUUGAGUGUUUGUAUGAGGGAAUAUCAAAGCAGGGAAACCCAACACUCCUGAAUGAGAUCUACACAGAGCUCUACAUCACAGAGAGUGAAAGUGGAGAGAUCAAUAAUGAGCAUGAGGUGAGACAGAUUGAGACACAGUCCAGGAGAGCAGAAACAGAGGACACAACGAUCAAAUGCAGUGACAUCUUUAGACCUUUACCUGGACAAGACAAACCCAUCAGAACUGUGCUGACAAAGGGAGUUGCUGGCAUUGGAAAAACAGUCUCUGUGCAGAAGUUCAUCCUGGACUGGGCUGAAGGGAAAGAGAAUCAGGACAUCCAGCUCAUAUUUCCUCUUCCUUUCAGAGAGAUCAACUUCAUGAAGGACAAAACACUCAGUCUUUCAGAUCUUCUUCAGUUCUUUUUCCCUGAAACAAAAGAAAUGGAAAUAUCCAGUGAUAAGUAUAAAGUUUCCUUCAUCUUUGAUGGUCUGGAUGAGUGUCGUCUGUCUCUGGAUUUUCAGAGCGAUGUGAGGUUGUGUGAUGUGACUGAAUCAGCCUCAGUGGACGUGCUGCUGAUGAACCUCAUUGCGGGGAAUCUGCUUCCCUCUGCUCUCAUCUGGAUCACCUCCAGACCAGCAGCAGCUGAUCUCGUCCCCUCUGAGUGUGUCCAUCGAGUGACAGAGGUACGAGGCUUCAGUGAGCCACAGAAGCAGGAAUACUUCAGGAAAAGAAUCAGUGAUCGGAGUCUGUCCGACAGGAUCAUCUCACACCUGGAGUCAUCAAGGAGCCUCUUUAUUAUGUGUCACAUCCCAGUGUUCUGCUGGAUCUCAGCCGCUGUUCUAGAGAAGAUGUUGAGUGAAGCAGAGAGAGGAGAGAUUCCCAAGACUCUGACUCAAAUGUACACACACUUUCUGAUCCUUCAGACCAACAUCAAACAUGAGAAGGACUAUGAGAAGAAAGUGAAAGAUGAAGACAUGAUUGUCAAACUAGGGAAACUGGCAUUUCAGCAGCUUGUGAAAGGCAACCUGAUCUUCUAUGAGGAAGACCUGAGAGAGUGUGGCAUUGAUGUGACAGAAGCAUCAGUGUACUCAGGAUUGUGCACUCAGAUCUUCAGAGAGGAGUUGGGCUUGUAUCAGGGGAAAGUCUUCUGCUUUGUUCAUCUGAGCAUUCAGGAACAUCUAGCAGCUCUAUAUGUGCAUCUCUCCUUUAUAAACAAGAACAUCAAUGUGUUUGACCAGAUUACCAAACCAACUAAUGGAGACGAUUUUUCACUAUCUGAUCUCCAUCAGAGAGCUGUGGAUGAGGCUUUAGACUGUAAAAAUGGGCAUCUGGACCUUUUCCUUCGUUUCCUUCUGGGUCUGUCAGUGGAGUCUAAUCAGAGUCUCUUACAAGAACUAAAGACACAGACAGGAAACAGCUCUCACAACAAUGAGAAAACAGUUCACUAUAUCAAAGAGAAGAUCAGUGAGAAUCCCUCUCCAGAUAAAUACAUCAAUCUGUUUCACUGUCUGAAUGAACUGGGUGAUCUUUCACUAGUGAAUGAAGCUCAACCUUGUAUGUGGUCUGGAGGAUUACGUCAUGUGAAACUCUCCUCAUCUCAGUGGUCAGCUUUAGUUUUUGUGUUUUUGACUUCAGAGCAGACAAUACAGGAGUUUAACCUGAAAGACUUAAUUGGAUACACAAAUCAUCAUGACGCAGUAAAUACAGCAGAUGAAGUUCUUCAGAAGAUGCUGCCUGUGGUUACAGCAACUAGAUCAGCUUGGUUGUGGGAUUGUGGUGUCACAGAUGAAGGUUGUGCUGCUCUGGCUUCAGCUCUGAGAUCAAACCCCUCACACCUGAGAGAACUGGAUCUGUCUGGAAAUAAACUAGGAGACUCGGGAGUGAAGAUGAUUUCUGCUGUACUGGAGAAUCCUCACUGUAAACUGGAGGAUCUGGGGUUGAGGUAUUGUGGUGUCACAGAUGAAGGUUGUGCUGCUCUGGCUUCAGCUCUGAGAUCAAACCCCUCACACCUGAGAAAACUGAAUCUGACUGUGAAUAAACUAGGAGACUCGGGAGUGAAGAUGAUUUCUGCUGGACUGGAGAAUCCUCACUGUAAACUGGAGGAUCUGUGGUUGAGGGAUUGUGGUGUCACAGAUGAAGGUUGUGCUGCUCUGGCUUCAGCUCUGAGAUCAAACCCCUCACACCUGAUAAAACUGCAUCUGUCUAUGAAUAAUCUAGGAGACUCGGGAGUGAAGAUGUUUUCUGCUGUACUGGAGAAUCCUCACUGUAAACUGGAGGAACUGGGGUUGAGGGAUUGUGGUGUCACAGAUGAAGGUUGUGCUGCUCUGGCUUCAGCUCUGAGAUCAAACCCCUCACACCUGAGAAAACUGAAUCUGUCUGUGAAUAAACUAGGAGACUCAGGAGUGAAGAUGAUUUCUGCUCUACUGGAGAAUCCUCACUGUAAACUGGAGGAUCUGAGGUUGGAGGAUUGUGGUGUCACAGAUGAAGGUUGUGCUGCUCUGGCUUCAGCUCUGAGAUCAAACCCCUCACACCCGAGAGAACUGAAUCUGUCUAGGAAUAAACUAGGAGACUCGAGAGUGAAGAUGAUUUCUGCUGUAAUGAAGAAUCCUCACUGUAAACUGGAGGAACUGUGGUUGAGGGAUUGUGGUGUCACAGAUGAAGGUUGUGCUGCUCUGGCUUCAGCUCUGAGAUCAAACCCCUCACACCUGAGAGAACUGGAUCUGUCUGGGAAUAAACUAGGAGACUCGGGAGUGAAGAUGAUUUCUGCUGGACUGGAGAAUCCUCACUGUAAACUGGAGGAACUAGAGUUGGAGGAUUGUGGUGUCACAGAUGAAGGUUGUGCUGCUCUGGCUUCAGCUCUGAGAUCAAACCCCUCACACCUGAGAAAACUGAAUCUGUCUGGGAAUAAACUAGGAGACUCUGGAGUGAAGAUGAUUUCUGCUGGACUGGAGAAUCCUCACUGUAAACUGGAGGAACUGUGGUUGAGGGAUUGUGGUGUCACAGAUGAAGGUUGUGCUGCUCUGGCUUCAGCUCUGAGAUCAAACCCCUCACACCUGAGAAAACUGUAUCUGUCUGGGAAUAAUCUAGGAGACUCUGGAGUGAAGAUGAUUUCUGCUGUACUGGAGAAUCCUCACUGUAAACUGGAGGAUCUGUGGUUGAGGUAUUGUGGUGUCACAGAUGAAGGUUGUGCUGCUCUGGCUUCAGCUCUGAGAUCAAACCCCUCACACCUGAGACAACUGAAUCUGUCUGUGAAUAAACUAGGAGACUCGGGAGUGAAGCUGAUUUCUGCUGUACUGGAGAAUCCUCACUGUAAACUGGAGGAACUAGAGUUGAGGGAUUGUGGUGUCACAGAUGAAGGUUGUGCUGCUCUGGCUUCAGCUCUGAGAUCAAACCCCUCACACCUGAGAGAACUGGAUCUGUCUGGGAAUAAACUAGGAGACUCGGGAGUGAAGCUGCUCUCUGAUCUGAAGAAUGAUCCACAUUAUAAACUGGAGACACUAUGGUUGAGGUAUUGUGGUGUCACAGAUGAAGGUUGUGCUGCUCUGGCUUCAGCUCUGAGAUCAAACCCCUCACACCUGAGAAAACUGUAUCUGUCUAGGAAUAAACUAGGAGACUCGGGAGUGAAGCUGAUUUCUGCUGUACUGGAGAAUCCUCACUGUAAACUGGAGAAACUGAGGUUGGAGGAUUGUGGUGUCACAGAUGAAGGUUGUGCUGCUCUGGCUUCAGCUCUGAGAUCAAACCCCUCACACCUGAGAAAACUGUAUCUGUCUAGGAAUAAACUAGGAGACUCGGGAGUGAAGAUGAUUUCUGCUGUGCUGGAGAAUCCUCACUGUAAACUGGAGGAUCUGAGGUUGGAGUAUUGUGGUGUCACAGAUGAAGGUUGUGCUGCUCUGGCUUCAGCUCUGAGAUCAAACCCCUCACACCUGAGAGAACUGGAUCUGUCUAGGAAUAAUCUAGGAGACUCGGGAGUGAAGAUGAUUUCUGCUGUACUGGAGAAUCCUCACUGUAAACUGGAGGAACUAGAGUUGAGGGAUUGUGGUGUCACAGAUGAAGGUUGUGCUGCUCUGGCUUCAGCUCUGAGAUCAAACCCCUCACACCUGAGAAAACUGGAUCUGUCUAGGAAUAAACUAGGAGACUCGGGAGUGAAGCUGAUUUCUGCUGUACUGGAGAAUCCUCACUGUAAACUGGAGGAUCUGGGGUUGUGGGAUUGUGGUGUCACAGAUGAAGGUUGUGCUGCUCUGGCUUCAGCUCUGAGAUCAAACCCCUCACACCUGAGAAAACUGUAUCUGUCUGGGAAUAAACUAGGAGACUCGGGAGUGAAGAUGAUUUCUGCUGGACUGGAGAAUCCUCACUGUAAACUGGAGGAUCUGAGGUUGUGGGAUUGUGGUGUCACAGAUGAAGGUUGUGCUGCUCUGGCUUCAGCUCUGAGAUCAAACCCCUCACACCUGAGAAAACUGAAUCUGUCUUGGAAUAAACUAGGAGACUCGGGAGUGAAGAUGAUUUCUGCUGUACUGGAGAAUCCUCACUGUAAACUGGAAGAACUGUGGUUGAUGGAUUGUGGUGUCACAGAUGAAGGUUGUGCUGCUCUGGCUUCAGCUCUGAGAUCAAACCCCUCACACCUGAGAGAACUGUAUCUGUCUAGGAAUAAUCUAGGAGACUCGGGAGUGAAGAUGAUUUCUGCUGUACUGGAGAAUCCUCACUGUAAACUGGAGGAUCUGGGGUUGAGGGAUUGUGGUGUCACAGAUGAAGGUUGUGCUGCUCUGGCUUCAGCUCUGAGAUCAAACCCCUCACACCUGAGAAAACUGUAUCUGUCUGGGAAUAAACUAGGAGACUCGGGAGUGAAGCUGAUUUCUGCUGUACUGGAGAAUCCUCACUGUAAACUGGAGAAACUGAGGUUGGAGGAUUGUGGUGUCACAGAUGAAGGUUGUGCUGCUCUGGCUUCAGCUCUGAGAUCAAACCCCUCACACCUGAGAAAACUGUAUCUGUCUAGGAAUAAACUAGGAGACUCGGGAGUGAAGAUGAUUUCUGCUGUGCUGGAGAAUCCUCACUGUAAACUGGAGGAUCUGAGGUUGGAGUAUUGUGGUGUCACAGAUGAAGGUUGUGCUGCUCUGGCUUCAGCUCUGAGAUCAAACCCCUCACACCUGAGAGAACUGAAUCUGUCUUGGAAUAAUCUAGGAGACUCGGGAGUGAAGAUGAUUUCUGCUGUACUGGAGAAUCCUCACUGUAAACUGGAGGAUCUGAGGUUGAGGGAUUGUGGUGUCACAGAUGAAGGUUGUGCUGCUCUGGCUUCAGCUCUGAGAUCAAACCCCUCACACCUGAGAGAACUGAAUCUGUCUUGGAAUAAACUAGGAGACUCGGGAGUGAAGAUGAUUUCUGCUGUACUGGAGAAUCCUCACUGUAAACUGGAGGAACUGUGGUUGAAGGAUUGUGGUGUCACAGAUGAAGGUUGUGCUGCUCUGGCUUCAGCUCUGAGAUCAAACCCCUCACACCUGAGAGAACUGUAUCUGUCUAGGAAUAAUCUAGGAGACUCGGGAGUGAAGAUGAUUUCUGCUGGACUGGAGAAUCCUCACUGUAAACUGGAGGAUCUGGGGUUGGGGUAUUGUGGUGUCACAGAUGAAGGUUGUGCUGCUCUGGCUUCAGCUCUGAGAUCAAACCCCUCACACCUGAGAAAACUGUAUCUGUCUGGGAAUAAACUAGGAGACUCGGGAGUGAAGCUGCUCUCUGAUCUGAAGGAUGAUCCACAUUAUAAACUGGAGACACUAUGGACAUGACAGUCUGAUCUCCUCAUGAUCAUCUGAUGGUGAAUAAGGAUCCACUACAGAGACUCACAGUCGACAGAAUCAACAGACUGAAGAUACAGUGACUUCACUGUUAUAAAUUAAGACUUCAUUUAGAUUUCAACGAUCCUCUGACAGACCUGAUGAGGUGGCAGUGAAGCACCUUUUAUUUCAGAGCAGCAAAGUACAGUUUCUCAUUCAUUGAUUAACCAUUUUAUUUGUAUAAAUGCACUGUAUAAAUUCAAAAAGGUUGGAGUUUUGUUACAGAGAAAAUAUAGAGCCUGAAUAUAUUUGUGUUUGUGUUUUACCAGCAGAGGGAGACAAAGACAAAUGAAAGAUUAAUUUUUCAUGAUUAUGGAGAGAGAGAGAAAAAACAGUUCAAUCUCACUUUUGAAAUACAAACAAUAGUUGUAUUAUAGUUAUACUUGUAUUACAUUUGUAUGAAUGUAUUUAGUAUGUCUUUUUUUUAAAUAAUAAAUGGUGGUAGCAUUCAUUAAA
This is a messenger RNA of Ctenopharyngodon idella (grass carp), 6932 nucleotides long. Its product is annotated as NACHT, LRR and PYD domains-containing protein 12-like. Lineage: Eukaryota; Metazoa; Chordata; Actinopteri; Cypriniformes; Xenocyprididae. The coding region runs from base 249 to 6428 and encodes 2059 amino acids. The transcript is spliced from 31 exons. The record is from RefSeq and is a predicted model, not a curated record. Gene Ontology annotation, molecular function: protein binding.